Molecule: messenger RNA, 7604 nt
Organism: Sebastes umbrosus (honeycomb rockfish)
Lineage: Eukaryota; Metazoa; Chordata; Actinopteri; Perciformes; Sebastidae
Gene: spag9b
Product: sperm associated antigen 9b
Exons: 31
Coding region: 539-4711 (1390 amino acids)
Biological process (GO): vesicle-mediated transport
Cellular component (GO): cytoplasm
Molecular function (GO): MAP kinase scaffold activity; signaling receptor complex adaptor activity; JUN kinase binding
Source: RefSeq, a predicted model, not a curated record
GAAACUAUUGAGCUGAUAGUGCUUCUUUAUGACACUCAUUCGCAACCUUGUAGUACUGUAGCCCUCCGAUAUUUUUACAACACUGUAGUGCUUUUAAUAUUGUUGUGUACACUGUACACUUUAUAUCCGGUAACUACUGAGAUAAACUACAAUCUAACGUUGUUUCUGUUGUGUUUACUACUCUGCUGUGACGUUUCACUGCGUGCGUCCCCGUCUUUCCGACAGCUCUUGAAAGCAGCAGCAGGAGCUCAUCUGUUGGACAGGGAAACUAAUCAGGAGACAAGUGAAGACUUUUCAGUCCCGCUAGCAACCAGGCUAGUUACGAGGCUAGCAAGCUGUUAAAGUCAACCGUCCAGACCACUAAAGGAGUACACACGUAGUUUAUGAAGUCCAUGGUCUCUUCUGUCCGGUACACACCAGUCUGGCUAUGUUUUAGGAGCACUGUGUUGUUGCUCUGAGAGUAGCAGCCUCCGUCCAGCUGAAGCUCGCUGCUAUAGCUCGUUAGUAACGGUAGCUGAGGACAGAAGAAGUGAAUAAAAUGGAGCUGGACGACGUCGUCCUGUAUCAGGAUGACUCUGGCAGCUCGACCAUGAUGUCCGAGCGGGUCUCCGGUCUGGCCAGCUCGAUAUACCGGGAGUUUGAGCGUCUGAUCGAGCGGUACGGAGAGGACGUGGUGAAGGAGCUGAUGCCGCUGGUCGUCGCCGUGCUGGAGAACCUGGACUCGGUGUUCGCGGUGAACCAGGAGCACGAAGUGGAGCUGGAGCUGCUGCGGGAGGACAACGAGCAGCUGGUCACCCAGUACGAGAGAGAGAAGGCUCUGAGGAAGCACACAGAGGAGAGGUACAUCGCCCUAGAAGACUCCCAGGACGGCGAGAAGAAGGAUCUCCAGUGUCGACUGGUUACGUUGGAGUCACACACACGGCAACUAGAGCUGAAAACUAAAAACUAUGCAGAUCAGGUUAGCAGAAUGGACGAGAGAGAAGCGGAGCUCAAGAAGGAGUAUAAUAGCCUUCAUCAGAGACACACUGAGAUGAUCCACAGCUACAUGGAGCACCUGGAGCGAACUAAACACCAGCAUGCAGUCACAGUAGCAGAGCCCUCAGAUGCAGGAACAGGCUCAUCAGCCAGAACACGAAAGGAGCGUCCCAUCUCCAUGGGCAUAUUCCAGCUUCCUGGGACUGAUGGUAUGACCUCUGACCUCCAGAGGGAACCUGUUGACCCUUCUGAGCCGUGGAGAUUCAACAACCUUAGCCAUCCGCGGUCCAACACCAGCCUCAAGUUCUUGCCGAUCAGAGUGGAAGGUGAAAGUUCGCAGGAGAAUUUGCCCGAUCAGGAGGCUGAUCAGGAACAGGAUGAAUUGGUCGGUUUCAACCGUGCAGGCUCCAAGUCCAGUACUCCAACCAACCAGGGAAGUGUCUCCAAAAGUGGAACUCCUGCGUCCAAAUCCAACGCCUCCAUGUCCUCUCAGGGUGUCACCUCUAAAUCAAACACCCCCACCUCUACAUACAGCGCUAACUCUCAGUCCACCACACCGCUGUCUCCUCAUGACGGAGCGCCCGCCGGAAUGAGUCCCAGGUCCAGCGGAGGGUCCGCCUCCGUCACACCCAUGUCUACCGCCGCUUCCGACGUUGCCAUGGAGUCCGCGGAGCAGGGAGUUUCAGACGGGCUCAACAAGAACCUGGACUGGAGCAGCGGAAAACCAGAGAGCAGUAAGAACAUCGCAGCCGUGCAAGGAGGUCGGCAGGGUCAUCCUGGACACGCUGGUCAGGACUCUACACCCCUCAGAGGUGAUGAUGGAGCAGACCAACUGGAGAAGUCUGAGGUGCAGGCCAUCAUAGAGUCCACCCCUGAGCUGGACAUGGACCUCGAUGGCUUCAGAGGAGCAAGCACACCGACUAAAGGCGGCAUAGAGAAUCUAGCGUUUGACCGCAACACCGAAUCUCUGUUUGAGGAGCUGUCAUCUGCAGGAAACGACCUGAUAGGAGACAUGGACGAAGGAGCCGACAUGCUGGGUAUGGGUCGGGAAGUUGAACAUCUUAUCCAAGAGAACGCCCAGCUGCUGGAGACCAAAAAUGCUUUGAACGUGGUGAAAAAUGACCUGAUAGCACAAAUGGACGAGCUGUCCUGUGAGAAGGAGGUUCUGAGAAGCGAGCUGGACGCCGUCACUCAUGCCAAGACCAAACUGGAGGAGAAGAACAAAGAGUUAGAAGAUGAACUCAAGAAGAGUCGAGCAGAGCUUGAGGAAGCCAAACAGAAGGUCAAGAACGACAACGAGGAUGAUAGCGACGUGCCUACAGCCCAGAGGAAGCGUUUCACCAGGGUGGAGAUGGCCAGAGUACUGAUGGAGAGGAACCAGUAUAAGGAGAGGCUCAUGGAGCUGCAGGAGGCCGUCAGAUGGACAGAGAUGAUCCGGGCUUCAAAGGAGAACCCAGGUCUUCCAGAGAAGAAGAAAUCCAGCCUCUGGCAGUUGAUUUUCAGCCGUUUGUUCAGCUCGUCGGGCGCGGCAGCGAAGAAGCCGUCGACAGAGGCCCCGGUGAACGUCAAGUACAACGCGCCCACCUCUCAGAUCCAGCCGUCCGUCAAGAAGAGGAGCAGCACCCUGCAGCAGCUGCCCAGUGACAAGAGCAAAGCCUUUGAUUUCCUCAAUGAGGAAGUGGCAGCUGAUAACGUGGUGUCCAGGCGGGAGCAGAAGAGGGCUCAGUACCAGCAGGUCAAAGCCCACGUCCAGAAGGAGGACGGCAGAGUGCAGGCUUACGGCUGGAGUCUGCCCAAGAAACAUAAAGCCAACGGUGGUCAGACAGAGAGUAAGGUGAAAAAUCUACCUGUUCCUGUCUUCCUCAGACCACUGGAUGAGAAAGAUGCUUCUAUGAAGCUGUGGUGUGCUGCUGGUGUGAACCUCUCCGGAGGUAAAACCAGAGACGGAGGCUCCAUCGUAGGAGCCAGUGUGUUUUACAGCGACGUGCCUGGACCAGAGAGCCCUAAGAAGAAAAUCGGAUCUCAGAGCAGUCUGGAGAAACUGGAUCAAGACCUCAAGGAGCAGCAGAAGGAGUUGCGGCAGCACGACGAGAUGUCGUCGCUGGUUUGGAUCUGCACCAGCACCGAGUCCACCACCAAAGCUGUCGUCGUCGACGGCAACCAGGCUGGAAACAUCCUGGAGAGCUUCUUUGUCUGCAACUCCCACGUCCUCUGCAUCGCCAGCGUUCCAGGUGCAAGAGAGACGGACUACCCAGCUGGUGAAGAAGUAGCUCCAAACUCUGAGAUGGGACCGGCCACGGAUGACGGCUCACAAUUGACCACUAGCAGCUCAGCAGGUGACGAUGGCGUGCUCGGAGGCAUCACCGUUGUUGGCUGUGAAGCCGAGGGAGCUGCAGCGGUUCCUCAGACAGCAGACAGCCCAGGAGAAGACGGAGAGAGUGAAUCCAGACCAGCAGAGGAAGCCACAGAGGCGACGGAGGCCAGCGCAGGGCCCGCUGACCAAAGAGAGAGCCUGAGGGGAGUCUACACCGAACACGUCUUCACUGAUCCACUGGGAGCUCAGCAGACAGCAGAGGCUCCAGCCAACUACUCUCAGAGGGAGAGCGAUCUGUUGAAAGAUGGCGUGAGUUCAAACCCUGACGCAGAGGAGCAGGACCUGAUGAGAGAAGAGGCUCAGAAGAUGAGCAGUGUUCUGCCCACUAUGUGGCUGGGGGCGCAGAACGGAUGUGUGUACGUCCACUCCUCCGUGGCUCAGUGGAAGAAGUGUCUCCAUUCUAUAAAGCUGAAGGACUCUGUGCUCGGCAUAGUGCAUGUGAAAGGGCGAGUACUGGUGGGUCUGUCUGACGGCACUUUAGCCAUUUUCCACAGAGGAGUAGAUGGACAGUGGGAUCUGACCAACUACCAUCUGUUAGACUUGGGGAGGCCACACCACUCCAUCCGCUGCAUGACGGUAGUACACGACAAGGUGUGGUGUGGCUACAGGAACAAGAUCUACGUGGUGCAGCCCAAAGCCAUGAAGAUAGAGAAGUCCUUUGACGCCCACCCUCGUAAGGACAGCCAGGUACGACAGCUGGCCUGGGACGGCGAUGGCAUCUGGGUGUCCAUCAGACUGGACUCCACUCUCAGGCUGUUCCACGCUCACACCUUCCAGCACCUUCAGGAUGUCGACAUCGAGCCCUACGUCAGCAAGAUGCUGGGUACGGGGAAAUUAGGCUUCUCAUUUGUGAGGAUCACAGCUCUCAUGGUGUCGAGUAAUCGUCUGUGGAUCGGCACCGGAAACGGAGUCAUCAUCUCCAUCCCUCUGACAGACACAGCCAACAAGGUCACCAAGGCGGCAGGUAACCAUCCAGGAAGCGUAGUUCGUGUCUACGGUGACGACAGCAGCGACAAAGUGACAGCCGGGACGUUUGUCCCAUACUGCUCCAUGGCUCACGCUCAGCUCUGUUUCCAUGGUCACAGAGAUGCUGUCAAGUUCUUCACCGCUGUCCCAGGUCACGCAGUUCCAUCUGCGUCCUGCGGAGUCGAGGCAGCAGGUGACAAGACGACAGAUGCCGCAGCUCAGGAAGGAACCAAGUCCAUGUUGGUGAUGAGUGGAGGAGAAGGCUACAUCGACUUUAGGAUGGGUGAUGAGGAGGGCGAGGCGGAGGAGGGCGAGGUUCCCCCCAUGAAACUGCAGCCCUUCCUGGCUAAAGCCGAGCGCAGCCACCUCAUCGUCUGGCAGGUCCUCGAGGACUGAACUCUGACCUCUGACCCCUGAGGCCUGAUUUGCCUUUUUCUCUCAACCACGCUGCCAUGGAUGGAGGAGUCCAGGUGGACGACUCCUCUCUACAGACAGUUUAAUCAGCACUUUUCUUUCUUCCUGAACAAUAAGAGUGAAACAAGCAAGAACUGCUCUGAUACUCAGCGGUAACGUGGACCGGAGCAAACAGAUUCAAGCAAACUGCAUGUCAUUGUUUCAUUAUUAGUUGUUUCUCUUAUUUGUUCUUUUUAAAAAAAGCAUGUUAUGAAUUUGAAUUUCAAUCUGUUCUAAUAUUAUUUGAGAUAAACAGAACUUAUUUGUCAUGUUUGCUCAGCAAAUCCAAUGAAUUUUUCCCCCCUGACAUUUCCAGGUUCCCUUCACUCAGUUCAGUCGUCGUGUGCUUUCAUGCUGGACUCGACUUUACGCUAAAUCAGUUGGUCAAACAGAAAAUAAUCACCUGUGAGCCCCCCCCGUUGCCCUUUAAUAAUGUAAGACGGGGGGUAAUCAUGUGUGGGAGCAAAUCACGUGGGAUUCUUGAUCAAUCCCGAAUCCUAUUUCAUGUUGGUUUUUUGUUUUUCAUCCUUUGAGAACUUGGCUUUUGAUUGUAUGCAAGACAAAUUGAAUUGAUUGCCAGUUGUCAAUGCAAUACAUCAGCUUGAAGAUGGUCCUGUAUUUAUCUUAAUAUUCAACAUGUAAGUCCCAGUUUAUGCCUCCGCAUUACCAUUAUAUUCCAGUCACAGAGCUAAGCAUCCGAUAUUACAGACAAAUAAAUUCAACCAGCAACCCAGAGGGUUGUUCAAUACCACUUCCCACUGUUCUGAAGAUAUUCCCAGCUUUAUAGCCAUCUGAAUGAAACAAUAUUCCAUCUGCUGCAUGAUUAAAAAACAUUUUUAACCCAUUUCCAAUUCUAGAAAUGCCUUUUAGAACAGUGGUAAGAGUUGUUAAAUUACUACUUUCUUUCCACGCUAGCAGCACGGCUCUAUGGAGGGCAAUGUGUGUCGCUCGGGCCCGACACUUUGAUCCAGACAGAAAUAUCUCAAAAACUAUUGGAACCAUUGUCAUGAAAUUUGGUGCAGAAGUUCAUGUCUCCCCCCCCCGCCCCCCCCCCCCCCCCAAAGGAUGAGUUGUAUUAACUUUGGUGAUCCUCUUGACUUUUCAUCUAGCGCCAUCAUCAGGUCACAAUAUUUAUAUUUUGUGGUUUGGUUUUUGACCAAAUAAUCUGCAAAAACGACAUUCCCAUCAACCUCAGCUGUACUUGUGUUUACUGCUGCAAGAAUUAGUGUUUACUAUGCUAAACUAGAAUAGUAAACCAUACCCUUGUCAGUGUGAGCAUGUUAGCAUGCUAACACUAGCAUUCAUCACAAAGCAUCACUGCACCACGGGGUAAUUAUCUUUCAGAAAAUCGGGUUCUUAGCUAUGUGAUUUAAAUGUAAUAAUAAUACAUUUUACUAUCUAUCUAUCUAUCUUAGAGGCAUAAACUGGAGCCUACGUAACUCAGUGACUGACAAAACUCCAUUCACAAUACCCUUAAUUAUGAAACGAUUAAGAAUCGUAGACUUGUAUUUAAUCCAAUAUUCCACGAGGAUGCUUGUCAGUCUACCCACCAGCUCUAGAUAUAGUAGACACUAUAAGAAUAUGCCUUAGGUAUUAAGGCUUGAAAAGACUUCAGUUACUCUGCUUUUCAAGUGUGACAAAAAGUAUUUAUUUUUCUCUUGAAAGAAUGUUGCUGCGCUUGCUACCAAAGGAUAAAGAAUUAAAGACGGAUAUACUGCGACAUGCUGAAACAAUAAUCUAACAUUGAGCAGCAUGUUUGCCUCCAUGUAGAUAACAUGCAUGUUUUUUUGUAACAUAAAUCCUGGUGUAUAGAUAGGAUAUAUUUUUAGACUUUCAUAUUUGGGAAUUGACAUAUUUUCAGGGUGUGAGAGAAGACCUGUUACUAUGAGAGGAUGAAACGAGCAGCCGCACUUGAGAAUUACAACCCCCACCACCCCCCCCUUCUAAUCCUUGACAUUUAGAGGUCAGAAUUGUAACACUGACAUGUUUGUUUUUGCGGCGCUGCCCUGCCCCCUCCGUGCAAGAAGAUGAUGUUUAUCUGAAGUUCUCAGUGAUAUCCCCUCCUAAUGUUUUUUAUGAACUUUCUUUUUUUGUCUUUUAGACUGUUCUCUCUCUGAGCACAGUGCACAAGAUGUUCAUUUGGGUGUCAUAUGAGACUGUAUUUCUGGCCUCUGUGUACCAGUACACUGCACUGGUGUGUUCUUUGUUUUGUCCUCUUUGUAUUGACCAGUAUCGGAGGAGGUCGGUCCUCGUUGUGAGUGUGUGUGCGUGUGUGUGCGUGUGCGUGUGUCUUCUCUCCAGGAGAGGAGUGAAAUGUUAUUGCAGUUUAGCCAUUUCAGUAUUUAUUUACAAUGAUUGAGCCUUUGCAAUUCAGAAUGUAUCUUUGUACAUUGAAUAUAUCUGAUUAUAUAUGUAUGGAACAUGAAAAUGGCUUGGGUUUAUUGUUUUGACAACACUUGUUGAAAUGAUAGAAUUUGUUUGUAGGGGGUAACCUUACUCAGCUAUGCACUAUGUCUGUGAGGGGGGGGGGGUUGCUUCAGGCCUGUUUUUUUAUUAUUAUUUUGUAAGCAGAAACCCUGCAGCCUGUCCACAGACACAAUGCAGUUUUCAACUAAUGCAGGAAAACAACUAAAGUCAAUGAGCGAGCAACGUCCCACCACUGCAUGACAGAGCAUCUCGCCGUCCUCCACAAGUCCCGUCAUCCCUCUCAUCUGCAAUUUGUGUCAUUAACUUGGCAGGGACUUCCUCUCUCUUCCGAGUUAGCAGUACGCAGCUUGUACUUCUACAGCGUAUCUGGCCUUACUUAUUUUUCAAUUAAAGCAACUCUUGUGGGCAA